GAAACACAUACUCCCUGCUCUUCAACGAGCGAAGGUAGUUUCUGGUCAAUUUAUCCUAAAAUUUUACGAAGUCCCUACGUAUGAAAAGACGUUUUACUUCGAUGCUUGAUGCCAACAUCGAAUUACCAUGUCGAAAGAACUAUUUAAGAAAGAUUUAUACGGCAUCUUGAAUGUCACAGAAGAUGCCACAGAGAAAGAAAUUCUGAAAGGAUAUCGCAAAAAGGCGUUGAAAUGCCAUCCUGAUAAGAACCCGGACAACCCGAAGGCAGCAGAACUGUUCCAUGAACUGUCCAGUGCUCUUGAAAUAUUGACCGACGCUGCAGCCCGGGCUGCGUAUGAUCAGUCUAGAAAAGCCAAAAAGGCAGCAGAUGAGAGAAAUAAAGUAUUAGACAGCAAGCGUAAAAAGUUCAAGGAAGAUCUAGAGGCAAGAGAACAGGCAGCUUUCGAACAAUCAAAAAAAGUGGAUGAGGUGGAAGCUGAAAGGAAGCUUCAGCGUGAGAUUGAACGUCUCAGAAAAGAAGGAUCAAGGCUGCUGGAACAGGAGCAGGAGCGUCUCAAAGAAGAGUUGAAGAAAGCCACAGUGCAACAGGAGGUGGACACUGACUGCUCCGGGGAAUGUCCUCGGAUCAAGCUCAAGUGGCAAGCCAAAAAGGGAGAUCCUAACAAUGGCGGAUACAAUUCUCAGAACCUGAACGAUAUUCUGAGUUGCUACGGGACUGUCAGUGCGCUUAUCGUAUCUGCUAAGCGAAAUGGUAGUGCUAUUGUUGAGUUUGGCAGUCCAGACGUUGCAGUUGAUAUUCUGGACGAGACGGGGCUGAAAGAUAAUCCCUUCUCUAUCUUGUGGUUGUCUGGAAAGCCUACUGCAAGUCAUCCUGCGGAGUCAAGGACAGAAAGUUUAAACAAUGACCAUUUCCAAGUUCCCAAUUUUUGUGACUCUUCCGUUAACUUCAGUAAUGGUGGACCUGAGGUUCGAUCAACGUCAAGCUCGGUACAAGACAGUUUGACAGAAGAGAAGCUCACUGUAGAUGGUGAUGAUGAUGGUGGGAACAAAGAUUUUGAAAGUUUAGUGUUGAGGAGAAUGAGGCAGGCUGAGGAAAGAAAGAGACUGAUUGAACAAAUGAUGAAAGAGGAUGAGAAUGAUACUUAAUUGAUUCUUUGUUAUAAUUUCUCUCAAGAUGUAAGAAGUGAGUUGCCAGGGUGGUUGUGUGACAGAGACGUCACUGAUCAUGAAUGCUUGUGUCUUGCAGGAUUAAGUUGAUGUGUUUUAUACGUACCUCUAUGACUUGCCGUCUCAGAAAUUGAUUCAAUCAUAAUCAUAGCAAUAUUCUGAAAUUGUCAUGACUUGAGUAGUGAACUGAAUUAUUUAAAUGAAAUAGAAUUAAAAUUUCAAAUA
Messenger RNA from Aplysia californica (California sea hare), 1393 nucleotides. RefSeq names its product dnaJ homolog subfamily C member 17. The record is from RefSeq and is a predicted model, not a curated record. Gene Ontology annotation, biological process: spliceosomal complex disassembly. NCBI's taxonomy places the organism in Eukaryota, Metazoa, Mollusca, Gastropoda, Aplysiida, Aplysiidae. Gene Ontology annotation, cellular component: spliceosomal complex.